AUGGACUCUCUGCAGGACUGGAAGGCUUUGCUGUCUCGCACCAAGCUGCCUCCGCGGGAGCUGGGUGCCUGGCUGCAUGUGACGCUGAUGAGAUGUCGUGACGUGGGCCGAAUUCUGUCCAACGAGACGGAGCGAGCAGACUUUGAGUACAACUUCCAGGUUGCCUCCGAACAUUCUUUUACGGCUUGUGCGCAGCAACAGGAGGAUCGGAAGAAAAUGGAUGUUGGCACUGACUACACGGCAGCAGCAUGUAUGGCCUUGGGUGAGAAAGCUUGGCGCGAGCUGGGCGACAACUGGGAGAAGGGUCUCUACGAGACUGUGGAAACGGCAUUGCCGUGCAUUCUGUGGAACGGUCGCCAGCCUGCCGGUCUAGCGGAUUUUGAGCGGAGCUUCAUGUCUUGUAACGAGAACGCUGUCAGCCGGCCAGUUUUGUCCGUGAUGCUCAAGGAGCAGAGGCGCCUCACAGCGCUCAAGGCUCUUCCGGCGGUGCUGGCCUGGCAUGCGGUCCUUUUCGAGGCCUUCGAAGACUACGGCCUCCUUCGAGAGGAGGCGCGGCAGCUCACCAAUUCUGAAGCCAUUGCAAGGCUUCCGGAGCACCGCCGGGCCCAUGCCGAAGAGUCUCUCAACGAGUUCUGCCGCUGCUUCAACGUGGCUUUCCCGCUGGUUGAGCGUCUCUUCGAGUGCGAGGCCAAUCCGUUCCUGCAGCAGGGCAAAGUUAACCUGCCAGGGCCAAUGACACCUGAGACACCUGUGAUAUUCUCCUUACCCUAUGUGGCACCAUCCGGCGAAACAGAGGCAUCCACCCUCUGCACAGUGCAGCUUGCCAACGUCUUGCAAACCGCCCAGAACGACUUGGUCGAGGCAGUCGAGGUAGCCCUCGGCAUCCAGGCGGAAAACACCCCGGCGCUGUCGGUCAGCGCGGCCACGGAGCCCAAAGUUGUGGCUUCCUUGUUGGCAUCGCUGGAUCUUCGCUCUGACUUGCUGCCACUGUUGCACCAGAGCCGGAAAGACAGCAAUGCCUCCGCGGCAUACGACCUGGAUCAACUCGACGAAGCACUGACGCAGCAUUUCCGCGGAGCUGUCCGUAUCCAGGUUCAGCUGCGCCACUAUCGCUUUGGCGGAGAGUUGAAGGACUCGGGCCGUCUGGCAAUUCUUCGGCAACGGCUUCCGCAGCAGCCUUUGCCCUUCGGAAUGGUGGAGGAGCUGCGGCGAGAGCUGGAGCGACGGGGCGAUGCUGAUGAGGCGACGCUGCUUCUGCGUGCACUCGUGGAGGAUGUCAUAAACCUUUGUCUUUCUCUGGGUGCUCUCGGCAAAGCUGGCCGUGCUACAGUUCAUGCAGAAACACCACUUGCAGAGUUGGUCGAUGCUUCGGCAGACGGGGCGAAGCUGCCUCAGGCUCUCCACAGCCGAGCUCGGCUUUGUCACUUGCAAGAUCUGUACAUGGAGCUGGUGGCAUCCAACCAUGCUGCUGACUCUCUAGCUGCGGUUGCACUGGCAUACCAGGAGCCUCUGGAGCCAGCAGCAGCCUCCGCCUUGGCCGCAUCUGCGACGGAGUUGGCGGAGUGGCGGCCGGUGUUGCAUGACCUCCUUGCCGAGCAGCUUAUUGUCGACCGCUGGCCAGCAGGCUCCUCGUUGAAGGAGUUCUUGGAGUUCGCUGCGGGCGAGCCUCCUCCCGACUGCUUCCCGGAGUCCUUGGAACUUCGGCAUGCCCUCGCAGUUUAUCGUUCGCUGGCGGCUGCGCUGGCAAGUUAG
Molecule: messenger RNA, 1752 nt
Organism: Symbiodinium sp. CCMP2456
Lineage: Eukaryota; Dinophyceae; Suessiales; Symbiodiniaceae
Source: the annotation of a GenBank genome assembly